UUCAUCUAGCAGACGGACCUAGCUAGGUCACUGGAAGAUAAACAAGGCGAAUUAGUGUGACAAUUUGCGCGAGAGCGCAGUCCCUUAUAUAAAGAGACUCGUACCAGGUGUUCGUCCACUUAGCCUGCCUUUCAGUUUGAGUCAGGUAAAGCAAGAUGUGGAAGUUAAUUCUAUUGGCGGUGGUUAUUGCCACUGCUAGCGCAACAAACUCCUAUGUGGUCAUUGCACCUUCCAAGGUCCGAGCCAACAUGGACCUGUCCCUCAGUGUCAACAUCCUCAACGCCACUGGUGAUGUUACAGUCGUAGCAUCUCUUUUACGUGGGACGACACCCGUGGUCAGUGCUACCAAAGUCUUUCAAGAAGGUACACCUGGUACACUGGAUAUGAAGUUACCAGCUGACCUUCCCAGCAGCACCUACACCCUGAAUGUAAAAGGAAGUGGUGGACUGACCUUUGACAAGUCAGAAAACUUGAACUACAACAAUAAGGAAACUUCAGUCUUCAUCCAGUUAAACAAGGCUAUUUUUAAACCAGGGGACACAGUUAACUUCAGAGUGUUUGGAGUGUACUCUGACCUGAAGUCUUACACAGACCCUAUUGAUAUCUCUAUUUAUGAUGCCAACUCCAACAAAAUCAAGCAAUGGCUUAAAGUGACUCCCACCAAUGGCGUGAUCACGCAAGAACUGACUCUGUCUACACAACCAGUACUUGGAGACUGGAAGAUCUCUGUUGAGGCUGGUAGAACGAAAGAAGAGAAAGUGUUCACAGUUGCUGAAUAUGUUCUUCCCAAGUUUGAGGUGGAUGUUGUUAUGCCAUCCUAUGCUUUGACCACAGACAAUGACGUCACAGUGACAGUCAAAUCUAAAUACACCUAUGGUAAACCAGUCAACGGUACUGCUGAUGUCUUGGUCAAGUUACAUGAAAGCUUCAACACCUUUGACUACAGCAGAGCCCUCCCAGUAACCACACUGCAAGUGCCCCUGAAUGGUGAGGCCAAAGUCACCAUCCCAAUGUCCCAGGUGAAAGCCAUCAACGCUAAUCUCAAUCAGCAUGUUUUGAUAGUCAUUGCCAAUGUGACAGAGUCUUUGACAGGCAACCAGAUGUCAGGAAACGGAACUGUCACGUUGUAUGACAAAGGUGUCAAGUUGGACUUCCCAGAAUCCAACCCUAAAACUUUCAAACCAGCUCUUCAGUACAUCGCCUACCUUAAAGUCACCCAACCCGAUGGUCUUCCAAUGACCUCCACAGCUGAGCAGGUCAAGGUCAGCAUUAGAGUCACAGCUGAGCUCCCUGGUACCACACCUACUCCUUACUACUGGUACGUCCCACCCACUGAGAGCAGAGACCUCCCUGCACUGAGCUUGGCCAUCCCAGAUAACGGCCUUGUUGCUAUCCCUGUUGAUGUCCCUGCCGAUGCUAAGGAUGUUCAUGUUACUGCUAAUUUUCAAGGAGUAAGCAAGGAACUGACACUUGGAAAAAGUCAUUCUCCAAGCAAUUCUUACAUUCAACUGAUAUUAAAGUCUGGCUCUGUCAUUAAGGCUGGAGACAGUAUUUCCUUUGAAGUUAAAGGGACACAAGCAUUGACCAAAUUAGUUUACCAAAUCCUAUCAAGAGGUGGCAUUGUCAAAACAGGAACUGUGGAUGCUAAUGGUCAGCUUGUCUACCAGUUCUCUAUACCAUCAGACUCUAGCAUGGCUCCUAAUGCAAGAAUUGUUUUGUACUACGUCAGAGCUGAUGGGGAGAUUGUCACAGACAGCAUCAGUUUUGAUAUUUCUGGAGCUUUUAAAAAUAAGGUAUCUAUUGACCUUGACAAAACCGAUGUUGAGCCAGGAGAUGAUGUCACCGUGACCGUUAAGGCUGACCCAGAUUCUACUGCCUACUGCCUGGCCAUUGACCAAAGUGUUCUUCUGCUCAAAGGAGGAAAUGAUGUCACUGAUAAUGACGUAUACACAGAGCUAAAGGAAUAUGACACAAUCACAGAGUCUAGUAGCAACAAAGGAAUUAUUGACUGCCCAAUGUGCAAGAGGAGAAAGAGAAUGAUCUGGUGGCCAUUCCCAACCUACUACGGAGGCAGUGAUGCUCAGCAAAUCUUCAGUAAUGCUGGUGUAGUUGUUCUCACAGACGCGACAGUUUACCAUUACCAGGAACCAAUUCACUUGUUUAACAUUCCAAACUUCUUCCAAUGUGGCCGGAGCCUCAGUGGUCAGCUCAGGAAGCGUUGCUUCGCGUCCUUCUCUCCUGUCAUGAACCUGGUCUCUAGUGUCGUCUCGGACCCAAUCACACUGCCGGUGACAGAAACAGAGACUAAAACAGAAGAUCUCCAGCAGCCGACUAAGACCCGGUCCAACUUUGUGGAGACCUGGCUGUGGAAUUCUUUGGACAUUGGUGCCAAUGGCUCAGCUUCUAUUACUGCAACAGUACCAGAUACUAUCACAUCCUGGGUGGCCAGUGCUUUUGCCAUCAACUCAGCUUCUGGCCUCGGUGUUGCUCCAACUCAGGCUCAUCUUCGAGUGUUCAGACCAUUCUUUGUUAGCCUCAAUUUACCCUACUCAGUAACCCGCGGGGAGCAUCUGGCUCUACAAGCUAAUGUUUUCAACUACAUGACUGAAGAUAUGCAGGUCCGUGUGACACUUGCCAAGUCUGACAACUUCUUCAACAUUGAAAUUGAUGCUAAUGGAGCUGAAGUUUUGAAACAAGUCGAAAGUGUACAAGAUGUGAUGAUCAAGGCUGGUGAGGCCAAGUCUGUGUACUUCCCUAUUGUGCCAGCUGACUUGGGUAAAAUUGAUAUUGAAGUGAAGGCUCAGUCUACCAAAGCUGCUGAUGCUGUUAGGAGACAACUCUUGGUGGAGGCUGAAGGAGUUCCCAAAAUAUACAAUGUUCCUGUCCUAAUUGACCUGACAGAAGGCAAAACUAGUUUCUCUAAAACUGUUGAUCUUACUCUACCUUCCAAUACUGUGAAAGGUUCAGAACUGGCCAGAAUAUCUGCUGUUGGUGACUUGAUGGGUCCAACCAUCGCUGGAUUAGAUUCACUUCUUCAGAUGCCAACUGGUUGUGGUGAACAAACUAUGAUUGGUCUAGCCCCUGACGUCUAUGUAACUGACUACCUUAAAUCUGUGAAUCAACUCAGCGGGGACAUUCAAACUAAAGCUUUGAGCUAUAUGGAAAGUGGUUAUCAAAGAGAACUGACCUAUAAACACACAGAUGGCUCUUUCAGUGCUUUUGGUAACAGUGAUGCAUCAGGCAGUAUGUGGUUAACUGCCUUUGUUACCAGAGUGUUCAAGCAAGCAAAAGCCCACAUCUACAUUGAUGAUGAGAUCCUGAUUAAAGCUAUCCAAUGGAUGGUAUCAAAACAAAAUGCUAAUGGAAGCUUCCCUGAACCUGGAAAUGUGAUUCACAAGAAUAUGCAGGGUCAAGCUGGCUCUGGAGUUGGACUGACUUUGUUUGUUUUAAUUUCUCUACUUGAGAAUAAAGAUCUUUUGGUCAAUACAAAUGCUGCUGGUGUCCUGGUUGAUGAAGCCAGACAGAAAGCUUUAGCUUAUGCUGAACAGGAAGUUGCUAAAACCGAUGACCUUUAUAUACUGAAUAUGGCUGCUUAUGCUUUCCAACUUGCCAACAGCAGUCAAGUCCAGACAGUUCUGAAUAAACUCGAGCAGAAAGCCACAGUUAAAGAUGGACGUAAAUACUGGCACCAACCAGAACAACCCAAGACAACCAACACUUGGGAUUACCCCAACCCUACUAAAGCCGUUGACAUUGAAAUGACAUCUUACGCUUUGUUGACAUACGCUGCCAGAGGAAACAUUGUUGCCGGAAAGAGUAUCAUGCAAUGGUUAACAGAACAGAGAAACUCAAACGGUGGCUUCUCCUCCACACAGGACACUGUGCUGGCCCUGAAUGCCUUGUCCGAGUUUGCCAAACAGACCUACAGCAACAACUUCAAUGUUCAGAUCACCACUCAGCUGAAUGCUACAACAUCUUACACUUUCAACAUUGACAAAACGAAUUCCCUUCUACUACAGUCUAGAGAAACACCAGAUGUUCCUUCUCAAGUAAAGAUUGAUGCCACAGGAUCUGGUAUGGCUUUGGUUCAGGUUGCCGUCUCCUUCAAUGUUGAAUCUGAAAUCUUUGAAACAACUUUUGACCUGACUGUUAAAUUAAUAGAAGAGACAAUCAAUAAUUUAUUUGUUGAAACAUGUGCCAAGUGGCUAGGCAGUGGACCAAGCAGUGCUAUGGCUGUUCAAGAAAUUGGCAUCCCAUCAGGCUUUGAGGCUGACCUUGAGAGUAUCCCACAGUUGGACAUUCUAAAGCGAAUAGAGACGCAAAACAAGAAAGUUAUCCUUUAUUUUGACCAGAUUGGAACAACACCUGUUUGCUUAAACUUCCGCGCUGUGAGAACUGGACUAGUUGCUAAGUCCCAACCUGCUGCUAUCCGAGUCUAUGACUAUUAUGAACCACGUAACCAAGUGACUGCCUUCUAUCAGUCUCAGAUUCUCAAAGAUUCCACUGUGUGUGAUGUCUGCAAAGAAUGCGACAACUGUGUUUAAACUCCAGUUGUGUUGCUUCAAGUAUUAUGCAUGAAAUAGUUUUGGAGCUGCUAAAAAUGUAUACAUUAGAGAAAUCCCAAAGAGUGAAGUUUUUACAGUACUGAAAAGUGUGAUAAAGACUUAAGGCUAAAAUCAAAAACAGAAAUGUUAUUUCCUUGUAGAUUAUAGUUUCAUGUAUUUAUUUGUAUCAAAAUGUAUCAGUGAAAUCUUCAAUAAAUGUUGAAUGUGAUCUGUGUAAUACAAAA
Molecule: messenger RNA, 4789 nt
Organism: Biomphalaria glabrata
Lineage: Eukaryota; Metazoa; Mollusca; Gastropoda; Planorbidae
Product: CD109 antigen
Exons: 37
Coding region: 156-4544 (1462 amino acids)
Cellular component (GO): extracellular region
Molecular function (GO): endopeptidase inhibitor activity
Source: RefSeq, a predicted model, not a curated record